GCUCAGGAGCGGUAGCUAUGGCUCAUCUUGAUGGAUCUGGGACUGACGAAGCCGUUUGCACUAUGGUGCAGAGGGUACAAGAACUAGCACUGGGAUAUCCUGAAGGGAGAAUAGAACUUCAACUGAUAGGAGGAUUCAACGACCCACGACAUUAUUCUGAUGAAAUUUUCUUCAACGUUAUAAACUCCUUUCACAAGCAUCCAGUGGAGAUAGAUCUGACACUAGCUUGUCUGGGAGAACUCAAUACAACUAUAAGAGGUGGAAUACACUGGCCCAUCAUCUAUGGAGUUGGUGUUAACGUGAAAACAGGAGAAAUUUUUCCUGCUAGUUUUCCUGAUAAGGGUCCUGAUCACUCAUUGAGAUGUGCUCGAUAUCUAACUGGAGUGCCACAGGUUCUAGAUAUCUACGACUGCAAUUUGGGUUUAUUGAGAAUCGGACCUUUCAACUAUGAACCACUCAGGGGUGUAGAUUUAUGGCUAUCCCAGACUGAUGAUUUUAUUUUGCAACAUCUGUCAACUUCUCCAGAAGUUGAACCGCCCCAUUUUGUUAUGGAGAUAAGAGCAACUCUGAGAUACAUUCAAGAAAAUCAAUUUCCGGCUGUGACUGUGUUCAGAGACAAUCGGCCCCACUACUACCGGAGGGAUGAGCAUUCUGGCACCUGGACCCCUAUUAGAUAUUAAUUGUCAACAUUAGAAUCUAUUUUUGUUAUCGAUGAUUUGUUAUUUGGAACGUUGAGAAUAUCUUUAUCACAUUAAUAAUUUAGUUUGGGAGGGCUUGUAAACAUUUUCUUUAUGACUUCGUAUAAUAUACAUUCUUAUUCGUUG
Molecule: messenger RNA, 824 nt
Organism: Leptinotarsa decemlineata (Colorado potato beetle)
Lineage: Eukaryota; Metazoa; Arthropoda; Insecta; Coleoptera; Chrysomelidae
Gene: Ntan1
Product: N-terminal amidohydrolase 1
Biological process (GO): ubiquitin-dependent protein catabolic process
Cellular component (GO): nucleus
Molecular function (GO): protein-N-terminal asparagine amidohydrolase activity
Source: RefSeq, a predicted model, not a curated record